UCGAGGAAGUCACCUUUAAGCUCGACAUUCAUCAGAGUGAACCAGCUCCUGUGAACACGAUGGAGUUGAUGUUUAUCGCUGUGCUGUCGUCUCUCUCUGUGGUGAUCUCUGCAGGAGAGUCUAAUGUGAUUGGCUCACGUGAACCAGUUAAAGUAGUAGUCGGUGAUGAUGUCAUUCUGCCAUGCCACCUGGAGCCCCCAUUCAAUGUGAAAAAUCAAACGGUGGAGUGGACAUUCAAUAACAGCAUUGUGCAUGUCUAUAGAAAUAGGAUGGACAAAUUAGUUGAUCAGGAUCAGAAGUUCAAAGGUAGAACAUCUCUCUUUCCUGAUGAAAUGACCAGAGGAAACAUUUCACUGAAAUUGACCAAUGUCACUGAACAGGAUGCAGGAAAUUACACCUGCUAUGUUCCCAAACUGCACAGUCAGAUCAGCAAAGGCAACGUUACCCUCAUUGUUGCUGUCACAAACAAAUCUACUUUUCCUGUAGGUGGUAUUAUUACCAUUGUUGUUGCUGCCAUCAUCGUUGCUGCCAUCAUCGUUGCUGCCAUCAUCGUUGCUGUAAAAAUGAGACCAGAGCAAUAACAGCAACACCAACCCCCAGGAGAAUGGAGGAGAUGUGCCUUUGGAAAAUAACUAAACUAGUAGCUGAUAAUAACUCCUGGUUCUUUGACCUACCAAAUGAAAAAAGGGCCCUUUUUUCCAUCCAAAUUUUCAAAUAUGUUUUAUCAGGUUUUGCCUCCAGUAAAACAUCCUGGUUCAUAAAAGAAUAACCAAUGCAUACCUCAGGUUUUUAGUGACCAGGGACUAUAUUAGACUGGUAAUUUAUUAGCUUCAUUAAAACAAGCACUCAACCCCCUGGUAUUCCUGAAAACAUUUGUCUUUAAGAAAGUUUGUUCAGGUGUGAAAAUGUAAGAAUAGUUUUUCUAAUGUCAUUAGAGGCCUGUAUGUAGGUAUUUAAAAAUGUUACAUGUUUUAUUCACUGAAUGCUGGAUGCAAGUGAUAGCAGUGUUGUGUUUCUCCUGUUUUUCAUGAUGGUGCUGUUGGCUGAGUGUUGUUAUGAACACAGACACACUGAUGAGAAACUUGUUUAGAAAUUAGUUUAAUGUGAUGGUGCAGCACCGAGGUGUCAGGUUUAGUGCUGAUCUUUUUCUUAUUGUGCAUCUGUUUGAAGUGUUUUUGCUUUGUAUUAUCUUGUUUUUCCUGCCCUGUGAAGCAUAUACUAUAUUAAAUGUUUUAA
This is a messenger RNA of Micropterus dolomieu (smallmouth bass), 1236 nucleotides long. Its product is annotated as myelin-oligodendrocyte glycoprotein-like. The record is from RefSeq and is a predicted model, not a curated record. Bases 60 to 581 code for a protein of 173 amino acids. Lineage: Eukaryota; Metazoa; Chordata; Actinopteri; Centrarchiformes; Centrarchidae. The transcript is spliced from 5 exons.